Messenger RNA from Anneissia japonica, 410 nucleotides. RefSeq lists its product as uncharacterized. Lineage: Eukaryota; Metazoa; Echinodermata; Crinoidea; Comatulida; Comatulidae. The record is from RefSeq and is a predicted model, not a curated record. The transcript has 3 exons. The annotation marks the transcript as partial.
GGCUCGUUUGGAAGAGUGGCUUACCGCAAAGGGUAAGACACCGCACACGGUCAAAAGAAAUGUACGGAGAGAAACAUUUGAUGUUGUCAGACUCAGUUCAGAACUAGAGCAGUGUGUUCAAGUGGAUGAGGAUGCCCGUUUGGAAAGAAGUGAAGUGGACGUGAAUUGCGCCCUCGAUGAAUGCCUUCAAAGCUGUCUUGGUUUCAUGAACAAGAUAAAGAAUGAAAGCAAAGUUGGUGAUUGGCUAGAAGAGCUACAUGAACGCUGCCCUCAAGUAAGAAGUAGAGCUUUGUUUUGGGUUUGUCGAGCUAAAGUCGCUGAGACUGAGACAAAGCAAAGCCCACCGACAUUUUGAAAUCAGCGUUACAAGAUUUCACAAUCAGAUACUCACAAAGAAUGGACACUACACC